AUGGGUUUCCCGCAAAUGCCUUCUUUACCUCCUGAACUUCUAAGACAAGAACGAACAAACAUUCAACAAACUAGGAAAAAUUCAACCCUUCUAGAAUACUCUUCCAGCCUUCGGGGGGUGCCCAUGGCUUACAACAACAUCAAAGUGGUGGGCGAGCUCAGGGACAUUUUAGACCAAGAGUUCAUCCACCUGAACAUCGAGGAGGACUUCAUCAUCUUCAGCCCCAAGAAGGGAAAAAAAAUGGUGGGUGUAAUUAAUAAAGUGGCCCGUAGUCAUAUUGGCUGCCUGAUACAUGCAUGCUUCAACGCUUCUAUCCCCAAACCUGAACAAACAUCAGUUGUACAGUGGCAAGAGCUGGGGUUAAAAAUAGGGGAUGAACUGAAAUUUCAAGUAUUGCAUUUGGAUUCUAAUGCAGCUGAGGUGGUUUUCAUUCGAGGAGGACUAACUAAGAGCAGCAUGAGGCCAAAGAAAUCUGAAACCAUCACUGACAGUACAAAUGGAGAUGAAAUUCCAAAGCUUGACCACCAUUUCAAUGACUUUGAGGGAGGUAAUGUCACACAUCAGCCUCUAGGUGAGACAGAUAACACUGGGAGGGAAAAUGGAGAAGAGCAGAAUGUUGAUGCUAUGAAUGGAGUAUAUGAUGGUAAGAAGAAGAAGAAAAAACAUAAGCAAAAAGAACAGGAACACGUAUUGCCUACUAGUGACUCCAGUGGUUACCAAGGUGACCAUAAAAAGUCAAACAAAAAGAAAAGAAAGCAUUGCGAUGGUGUUGAAGAAAGUGAAUUAUCUCAGAUGUCACAAGAGCCCAAAGAAACAGGACUAAACGGCCUUUCCGCCCCAGGGAGCGGCAGCACAAACACUUUCACUUAUGCCCUGCCCUCCCCACACAGCCGACAACGCCUCCCGCCCCUUCCUGUGGCACAGCUGUCGUCAUCUUUGUUACAGGAAUGGCUUUGCGGCCGCCAUCUUUGUGACCGGAAUGGCUUUACGGCCGCCAUCUUUGUUACGGGAAAUGGCUCGGUCGCCACGCCAGAGCGUCCGAGUUUGAGGCAGGGAAGUCGUGGCCGCGUCCACGGCGCCUGA
Molecule: messenger RNA, 1083 nt
Organism: Cuculus canorus (common cuckoo)
Lineage: Eukaryota; Metazoa; Chordata; Aves; Cuculiformes; Cuculidae
Product: DNA-directed RNA polymerase I subunit RPA43-like
Biological process (GO): DNA-templated transcription initiation
Cellular component (GO): RNA polymerase I complex
Source: RefSeq, a predicted model, not a curated record